ACGCGACAAUUGCUAAGCGUUUAAUGACGGGUUAAUAUGUUUUAGUAUUACUAGUGUAUUUAAUAUAUUUGGUAUUAUUAGUGUAUUUAAAUAGUCUAAAUAAUGAAUAAGUAAAAUGUGAGGCAUUACCACAUCACAUCGUUGGGUGUUCUCUCGUCUGCAGAAAAACGACAUUUGUUUACGCCACGUGCUCUCGCAGUAAGCGUUGGAUGAAUUCAAAACCAAUUCAAACGUUUGGUGCAUUUGCGCAUACGCAAGCUCUCCUUAUCAAACAAUGUACUUUCCCUUCGGAAAAGGGGAGACCCUUUUGUUGCAAUCUGUCACUUAUUGCAUUGUGGCGCUGUGAAAAAUCGAUAUUUCCGAGGGAUGGAAAAAUGAAAAUAACACUACACUGUCAUACCCGAGCAUAAGUUUGCAAACAGCUUUUACGCAGGCUCGUUAACGGAGUGAUUCAUAGCAGAAAGUAGUUAAAAUCAACGAGGCAGAAUGCUGAAAUCAGAAUUCCAGCACCAAUUCUGGGUGACGAAAAAAGCUGUACAAAGAAAGUUAGGCACUAAAGAAGAUGAAAACAUUGUGGCAUCCGAUGGAGAGCUGGAUUCGAAGAUAGAACUGUUCCGAUCGGUAGCAGAAAGCUGCAGCAAAUUGUACCGGAUAAUCGACCAGUAUCAGGAACGGGUAUGCAUACUGGCCCAGGAGGAGAACUCGUUGGGGAAGUUCUUACGCGAGGUCAGCAAGGAAAGUCCCACCACCGGCAAGAUGAUGUCCACCACCGGGAAAGCGAUUUCAUACUGCGGACAGCAACGUAUUUCCAUCCGAGUGCCGCUAUUACGCCUACACCACGACGUACACACGUUCAAAGGCCGGGCUAUCGCGGACACACACCAUACAAUACAGCUGAUGGAAAAGGAACGUACCGAAUAUCGGGCAGCGCUGAGUUGGAUGAAGUCGGUCAGUAUUCAGCUCGAUCCCGACACUGGCCGAGGGUUGGAAAAGUUUCGCAAAGCCCAACGCCACGUAAAGUCAGCCAAAACCAAGUUCGACAAAUACACGCUGGACUGUUUGGAGAAGAUUGACCUUUUGGCGGCGGCAAGGUGCAAUAUGUUUUCGCAUGCUCUCGUUGGAUAUCAGAAUGCCGUCCUGCUGUUUGCCAAGAAGACGGAUGAAACCUAUAGAAAUACGCUCAAGAAUUUAGCAAAAGAUCCACAUUAUAGUUUCUCGAUACUGAAGGAAUUGACGCAAGCAAAUCCAAACGAGGAAGAUAAGGAAGCCACAUCCGGGGAGCUUGUUGAAACCCAACCCGACGUACCAGCCGAUGACGAUCAGAUGCUUUUCUUUAAGGACGAUUACAAGGAUGAAGUGGGAACAAAACGGUCGGAAGAACAGAAUAUCGCUAAAGAAAACGUCCUGAAGGACGUCGCAUUAGAAAUCGAAGCUCUUCUUUCGGGCGUUCCAGACCUUAGUCUUGAAACCGGACCGACAAGCAAAACAAGUGCAUCGAAUCAAAUGCAGAGCGCUGCUGCGACGGAUCUGCUCGGUCUUAGCUUGGAUGAUGAGUUUUCGGACUUUAUGUCGGCUCCGGCACCAUUUUUGCCUUCAACGCUGCUAACGAACUGCAUCCUUACCGACGAGGGUGGGUUUGAUUUUGGCGCCAGUCUGUCAGAAUGUGUGGACCCAAUGGAAGAAGAGCUUCAACAGCAUGAUCACGAACGGAACGGAAGCACCACGAACGGUGGCAAAUCGUCCGAAAAAGCAACCGACAUCUUUAGCAGCUUGUUACAAUCGUUCUCCAAGCAGGGUUCAGGAACCACUGGGGGCAAUGCCGAUUCUAGUGCCGGUACAACGAAACAUAGCAAGUUGAACAGCGGCAGCACCAGCAACAAAUCAAUGGGUAAAGAUCUUAGCGGAUGGUAUCAGCUAUUUGCCGAACUUGAUCCGCUCUCCAACCCGGAUGCAAUUCCGUCGAAAACGGAUGCACCAAACAAUAGUACAGCUGCUUGAGAGCUUACUCGGGACAGUUCCGGUUUGGGGAAUACAAGCGCGAGCAGCGGAAUGCUUCAUUUCAUUAUCGUUUACUUAUUUUCCUUCAAUUUAUCCCUUUCUGUGUCUGUAUCUUUCUUUACGUGUUGCAUUAUCUUACUGUUGUCGGUAUCUUUCGGAGAAGUACUUUCUGUCCAUUAUUCAUUGUAUCGUACAUUUGCUUAUGAGUGUACUUUUAUCCGAGAGUGAAUAAAACCAAGUGUCUACUUACAAACAAA
Molecule: messenger RNA, 2255 nt
Organism: Anopheles funestus (African malaria mosquito)
Lineage: Eukaryota; Metazoa; Arthropoda; Insecta; Diptera; Culicidae
Gene: ICA69
Product: islet cell autoantigen 1
Exons: 4
Coding region: 487-1998 (503 amino acids)
Biological process (GO): regulation of transport
Cellular component (GO): Golgi apparatus
Molecular function (GO): protein domain specific binding
Source: RefSeq, a predicted model, not a curated record